AUGUCGAAUGAACAGCAGAACACACUCAACAGAAGACCCUCAAUACACUCCUCCUCCGCAAGGAACCGCCUCUCCCGCCAAUUCUCUACUCUCGAGAUCGAAGUCGAGUACAUCAGCACAAACCAACUGACUCAGUCCCUAACAACAGAAUCACCAGCCCCACCUCGUAACAGUCAUGCUCGCGACUCUUCUCAUCCCGACCUCAAUAGAGUUAUCGAAGAGGAAGAGGAAGAGGAGGAAGAAGAGGAAGAAGGGAACAACAUCACAACACCCAAAGGCGACAAUGGCACGGAAACAGGCGCAGGAGUUGGCGUUGGAUCCUACUCUCCUAACGCCGGUCUCCUCUCUCGCCAAUAUCCAGCCACCAUGCCUCGCCCACGCACCUUUCGCCCCUCUUCACAACUCUACUUUCAGCAACAACAACAGCAACCAUGGCUACCACACCACUUCUCGGAUCAAUCAGUAAGGCACGAGCCUACCUCUCGUCGCUCCACCCCUUCCAGUCAUUCAAGCCGUUAUGGCACGAGCGGGUCUGGUCAUGUUGUCGGAGGACACAGUGUCCACACCUCCGUUUCACACAGCGAGUACAUCCAGUCGUCGCAAAUACUUCAUGACGAAACGCCUGCAUUGUCCUCGUCAGGUUCUCAGACGGAUGACGACGACGACGAAGUUCAUUCGCCGGUUGAAUGUCUCGAGGUACUGGACGACGAUGGCGAGGAUGACGUCGAAGGGGAGGAAGGUCGUGCUCUUGCUGGCAGACAAAGCGAACACGUUGACCAUCGUCCGCCAGAGGUCGAGACGGAGACACCAGAGGUCCUCAAACGAGAACGUACCCGUAUUCUGGAGCGAACCGUUGUCAACAGCUACCGCCAGAUCGACUUUGCUGACAUUUCCAACAUCCAACGGCUGAAGCGAGGCGGAUACGGCGAGAUCCACACCGCCGAAUGGUCUCGCCUCUCUGUUGUCCUCAAGCGUUCUCUGCCUGGCAAUGCUAAAGGAGCGGAGGAAUUCGAACACGAGUUGGAAAUCCUGAAGCGGGUUCACGACUAUGACUUUAUUGUCCCCUUUUACGGAGUUACCAUCGAUCCAGUCGACAAUGUCCGGUGUAUUGUCAUGAAGCAUUGCACACUCGGCAACCUAGUCACUUUUCUGGAAAAUAACCACGAUAGCCUGACCUGGUCAGAACGCUACCGCAUCUCGAUCGAGAUCACCAAGGGACUCGAGUUCUUGCACAAGUCAGGUUUCCACCACCGCGACCUCCACAGUGGCAAUAUCCUUCUCGACGACAAAAAGACUGCCAUGAUAUGUGACUUUGGGUUGAGUCGGGAGUCGGACAAGGGACAAACAAGUGACCUCGGAGCAACCGUCGGUGUGGCACCUUUCCUGGCACCAGAGAGGUUUCCCCUCAGGAGACCUGUGUACACAGCCUCCUGCGAUAUUUACAGUUUGGGCGUCAUCUUUUGGCACAUCUCUUCGGGAAAAAUUCCGUUUGUGAAGCGGUUACGGGACCCACGGCUUCUUCAGGAAUUGAGAGAUGGACACCGCGAACAGCUGGUUGAGGGCACACCGUGGGAGUUCCAGGAGUUGAUUGUCAAGUGCUGGGACAAGGAGCCGACACUGCGACUCCAAAUUGAUGUCGUUAUUGGAGUCUUGCAGACCCUGAUCGCUAAGCCGGCUGUACCUCUGCCACAUCACCCACGAGGCUUUGUUGUCCCUAGCGACAGCAACUCUGCCGCUUUGCCUGUCCCUCCAGAGCUGGAUGCACGCAUGGCGAGUCUGGAGAGGGCUUCGAGUACACUCAACAAGAUGGUCUUUGAUAUCCAGGAUCCCAUGAUGAAGGACACCGUGAACUUUAUUGAGCAUUCAAGGGAAGCAUUCAGGAAUCGAGGACAACCAGUGCGGCCCUACUCACCAUCAAACCCACCCAGUACACCUAUUUAUCUCUGUCCACUUGUCGGAGACCUGGCAGGAUUCCAGUACUAUCUCUCACGGAGCGGGCCGGAUCACAACCCCAUUAACGAAUCCAGCCCGCAGACCGGCGACACGGCACUUCACCUGGCUUGUCUCUUUCUAGAGUCGCCCAUAGCGACGAUAAGGGUGCUUGUCGAACUGGGCGCAGAUAUCAAUCUGGAAAACUUGCAGGGCUAUACACCCGUGACAAUCCUUGUCUCCUCCAAUACCCAGCACUGCUACGAGGCGCUCAAGUUCUUUGUCAUGCGUGGAGCACGCAUCCCAGCUUAUAUCCGCAACCCGAUCACUCCCCUCAACAGCGCGCAACUCUAUGCGCUCAAUGUUGUGAAUGAGUCCCGGCAGAUUGCUUAUCAGGAUGAUAAUAACCCAGCGAUGUCGCAUGCGCAGCAGCAGCAACAAUUACUACAGCAACAACAACAACAACAACAACAACAACAACAACAACAACAACAGCUGCAGCUGCAGCAGGGCAACCGCCGAUUCUCGCGCCAGAAGCUGUCGAACCAGAACCAGAAUGUAUACCAGGAGCGGGGAGGACGAAGAGUUGACCGGAUGAUUGCUCAAGGACGUCCGUUGAUCCAUGUUGUGGCAGCAAUGCAGGAGGAUUACUGGAUCUUGGACUGUCUUUGUGAAGCGGGAUUGGACCCAGCCAUGUCGUUUGGUGGUGAGACGGCAUUGGUGGCGGCGGCGGCGCAUUUGAGGAUCAAGAACGUCGAGUGGCUGCUUAACCAUGAUCUGGACAUUAGUUCUGAGGCCGGAGUUCAGCGCGCUAUCCGGGUUGUCAAACUAUUGCAUCAGUCGGGUUCGGCUGGUCGAAUGGGAGGAGGUCAUGGACGGUCUGCCAGUGCCUCGGCUGCGGCAGUAUUGGGCGGUGAUGGUGGUCGAGGUUCGAACGACUAUCAUCUCCCGUACAGCUCUGCGUCCAAGGAGUAUCUGGAGAACAUUAGCGAUCUGGGCAAGUACAGCUGGGCGGGUGUCGCGUAUGGAGAGGCGGACCGGAUCAGCAAGGAUAUGGUCAAGCCUAUGCUCAGUCUAUUGGAGCAGUGGACUGGUAAUCGUCGUAUCGAGAACCGGAAGGAGGUUGCUACAAAGUUGAAGGUCAUGUAUGGAGCCACCAUGGAUCCGUUUGCCGUUGACCAGGGUGGAACUCCCAUGGCGUCGUCUGUCUCGUUGGCCAGCACCAACAGUGCCAGCAGUGCUGGUAGUCAAGGACUUCCUUACCCCUACCAGUUCCAACAUCAGUACCAUCAACAACAGCAACAGCAACAGCAGCAGCAACAACAACAACAACAACAACAACAACAACAACAACAACACCGGAUGAGCAUGCAGCAGUCCGCGUCACCUAGUGGAACUUUGCGCGGAUCGAAAUCACUCCGCAAGAACCAACGGCAUCUGAUUGACCAGGCCUUGAGCGAGCGGCCAGGACGCUUUUGGUAG
Messenger RNA from Linnemannia hyalina, 3411 nucleotides. NCBI's taxonomy places the organism in Eukaryota, Fungi, Mortierellomycota, Mortierellomycetes, Mortierellales, Mortierellaceae. The record is from the annotation of a GenBank genome assembly.